CUGCCCAAAUGUGUUCCCAAAGCCUCAAAGACCGAUUCAACCAAUCAGCAGUUACAAGAUACGCAUCCCUCAGGGAGUAUUUACUGGCAGGCUUGCAUCUUUAAAGUUGGAGAUGACGUACGACAGGAUAUUCUUGCUCUCCAAGUCAUCAAGAUAUUCCAGAAUGUCUUCAACCAAUACGGUCUUGAUUUAUUCCUCUAUCCAUAUCAUGUAAUCGCCACAGGCCCAGGGUCCGGUGUAAUUGAGUGUGUUCCGGAUAGUAAAUCACGUGAUCAAAUUGGUCGUCAAACGGAUAGUGGAAUGUACGAUUACUUUCAGAGUAUUUUUGGUGAUGAGACAACUCCUGCAUUUCAACGGGCUCGAAGGAACUUUGUGACUAGUAUGGCAGCCUACAGUGUGGUUUGCUAUCUACUUCAAAUCAAAGAUCGUCACAAUGGAAAUAUCAUGUUGGACAAACAUGGACAUAUUAUUCAUAUCGAUUUUGGCUUCAUGUUUGAAAGUAGUCCAGGCGGAAAUUUGGGUUGGGAGCCGGAUAUCAAGCUCACCAAGGAGAUGUUAAUGAUAAUGGGUGGCACAAUAGAUAGUUCAGCCUUCCAGUGGUUUGAACAGCUCUCCGUCCGCGCCUUCCUUGCUCUACGUCCCUAUCGUGAAGCUAUUGUGGCCCUCGUAUCAUCUAUGCUCGAUUCGGGUCUGCCUUGUUUCCGUGGACAGACGAUAAAACUCCUUCGUCAACGCUUUAUGCCCAAUCUCUCUGACCGCGACGCUGGCAAUUCCUACAUUCGACUUGUUCGAGCUUGUGUCGAUCAUUGGCGUGCCAGGUCUUACGAUAUGCUCCAGUUCUAUCAGAACCAGAUCCCCUGUUAG
Rodentolepis nana is the source of this 864-nucleotide messenger RNA. The record is from the annotation of a GenBank genome assembly. NCBI's taxonomy places the organism in Eukaryota, Metazoa, Platyhelminthes, Cestoda, Cyclophyllidea, Hymenolepididae.